GGGCCUUGGUUCGCCUUCCACGCCCCCCACCCCCCACAUUUUUUCCUCCCAUUCCUUUCCCUGCUCCUCUUCCCCCACCCACACCUCCACCUCCCUCUUCCUCCCUCUCUCUCUCUCUCUGGACGAGCUUCUCCAGUACGCCUCGCCGCUGGACUCCCGGGGCGCGGCGUUAACUUGGUUAACAAGGUAGCUAGCUGGAGGUGUGGGGAGCCAUGGCUACCCACGACGAAGCGGUGGCCGCCGACAUCAUCUGCUCGCUGCGCGGGGCCGACCUGGCCGGGUGGACGCCGCCGUGGAGCAAGCGCGUGGAGGCCGAGGCGGCGGCGGCGGGGGAGCUGUCCUGGCCGGCCGUGGCGCGGGGGAAGCGGUCGCGCCGCCGGUCGCCGUCGUCAGCGCCGGCGCCGGAGGGGAAGAAGGGGCGGAGGUGCGCCGCCCGGUCCAGCCCGCCGUCCCCGCUCGAAUACAGCGCCGGGUCCGCCUCCCUCCGCUCCGGCGCGUCCACCAGCGGCGGCGAGGACGGCGGCAGCGGCUUCUGCUCGCCCUGGCACCGCCGCGCCGCGCCGGCGACGACGAAGGUGGAGUCCAUCCGACGGCCACAGUUGACCUUCCCAGCCCCGCCUCUACGGCCCACCGGUCAGCGCCAAAGGAAGAAAAUGAGGCUACCAGAGGUCCAGCAGCUGGUGCGCUCUCUCACGGCGGAGAAUGGGAGCCUUCAUGAGGAGAUGAGGGCCUUGCAGAGAGCUUGCUCCGCUCUGGCGAAGGAAAAUGACAAGCUGGAGGCAAGAGUAGAGCAGCGAUCCAACUCACAAAAUGCAAUCGCAUUGAAGGAGGAGAAAGGAAAGCAACAGAUUGAUCAGCAGCCCCCCAAUGACAGCUUUGCGCUACCAGAUCUGAACCUUCCUGCACAGGACAAUGCUGAUGCCGUCCAUUGUUGAGGGCUUCCAAGAUUUGCGUGGCUUCGCUAACCAAAUAACAAAAUGUAAAAAGAGGUAGCAGGAGGCUAGCUAGGUUGGGUCAUGGCGGCGUCACGAAAGAAGAGAAUGCCACAUAUAUAUAUAUAUGAUUAAGUUGUUAGAAUUUACAGGGUCAGGUGUCACUGUCUUAAGUGACAGGGUCAGGUUGUAGCUAAACGGAAAACGACUAAUUUAGCUCAUCUGAUAAUUGCUUUACCUAGUGCUUCUAUAUUUCAUAGAGCUGGUGGGGGAAGGUACAGCUCAAACUGAUUCACACUGUGUAGCGGAUUCAGAUGAAUUUAUUCAUGUUAUUUCGUUCAGUGAAAGUGAACCGUGCAGGUUGGUUUACUGA
Molecule: messenger RNA, 1305 nt
Organism: Brachypodium distachyon (stiff brome)
Lineage: Eukaryota; Viridiplantae; Streptophyta; Magnoliopsida; Poales; Poaceae
Exons: 5
Coding region: 213-935 (240 amino acids)
Source: RefSeq, a predicted model, not a curated record